Messenger RNA from Aspergillus fischeri NRRL 181, 1194 nucleotides. RefSeq names its product inorganic diphosphatase IPP1 (gene ipp1). The transcript is spliced from 5 exons. Bases 1 to 1194 code for a protein of 397 amino acids. The record is from RefSeq and is a predicted model, not a curated record. Gene Ontology annotation, molecular function: magnesium ion binding; inorganic diphosphate phosphatase activity. NCBI's taxonomy places the organism in Eukaryota, Fungi, Ascomycota, Eurotiomycetes, Eurotiales, Aspergillaceae. Gene Ontology annotation, cellular component: cytoplasm; nucleus. Gene Ontology annotation, biological process: phosphate-containing compound metabolic process.
AUGUCCCCGGUGGCUCUGCGCAUGAGCAGCAAAACACUACUGCCCCUGUCUCCAUUGCUCCGACUGUCCACCGCCUCACCGACCCUCGCCCGCUCUCGUUCGCCCAGUCCACGCACAUCAGCAACGCUGGCUCCCCCCACUCGACAAGCCCCUCCUCCCUCCUCCCUCUCGUCCUCCUCCUCCUUCUCUUCCUCCUCCUCCCCUCAACAAGCAAAUUUGUCUUCGUCAUCAUCGUCAAGAGUUCGUUCGUCGGUCAGCUCCGCGUCAACUCGUGCUGCUCUUCUUUCUAGACAUUUUUCUUCGUAUACCCCGCCGCAAUCGCCCAACAUGUCUUACACCGUUCGCAAGAUCGGCCAGGCCAACACCCUGGAGCACCGUGUCUACAUUGAGAAGGAUGGCGUCCCGGUUUCUCCCUUCCACGACAUUCCCCUUUACGCCAACCCUGAGCAGACAAUCCUCAACAUGGUUGUUGAGAUUCCCCGCUGGACCAACGCCAAGCAGGAGAUCUCCAAGGAGGAGUUCCUGAACCCCAUUAAGCAGGAUGUCAAGAAGGGCAAGCUCCGUUUCGUCCGUAACUGCUUCCCCCACAAGGGUUACCUCUGGAACUACGGUGCCUUCCCCCAGACCUGGGAAGACCCCAACGUUGUUCACCCCGAGACCAAAGCCAAAGGUGACAACGACCCGCUCGAUGUCUGCGAGAUCGGUGAGCUUGUUGGCUACCCCGGUCAGGUCAAGCAGGUCAAGGUUCUUGGUGUGAUGGCUCUGCUCGACGAGGAGGAGACCGACUGGAAGGUCAUCGUCAUUGAUAUCAACGACCCUCUUGCCCCUAAGCUCAACGACAUUGAGGAUGUUGAGCGUCACCUUCCUGGCCUUCUCCGUGCUACCAACGAAUGGUUCCGUAUCUACAAGAUCCCCGACGGAAAGCCCGAGAACCAGUUUGCCUUCUCUGGCGAGUGCAAGAACAAGAAGUACGCUCUCGAUGUUAUCCGCGAGUGCGCUGACGCUUGGGAGAAGCUCAUCACCGGCAAGAGCCCUCGUGGCGAUAUCAGCCUUGCCAACACUUCUGUUGAGAACUCCACUGACCGCGCCGACCCCUCCCAGCUUGCCAGCAUCCCCAAGGGCGAGAACCUCCCUCCUGCCCCCAUUGAUGGCAGCAUUGACAAGUGGUUCUUCAUCUCUGGUGCUGCUGUUUAA